AUGCGUCUACUCCGCACCACCAUCUUAACAGUAAAUGAAAUUUCACCUAUAGAUAGAACUUGCUCCCAUAGCAAACACGAUUCCUUUUGCCAACAACUCUACGUAAAAUCGAGCAUUGCGGCCAAGCAUUCCUCAGUCCUCAUGAACCCCCUCAACAAGCAUCAAAAACAAUCCCUUCAUCUCAGCACUCCACGCAAAAGAAAUUCCAGCCACACUCGUAUGAAGACCCCCCCCCCCCCAAAAAAAAUCGUCGCCCAAACCACGCAAAUGUCAUUCGUUCGUUUCUACACAACUAACGCACCCCAAAGCUUUAUUUUACACAAACGACAUGAAUCCAUAUUAAUAAAAUCCACCCACCACCACAAGACUUUCACCUCUCCUCGAGAAUCCAACAAAGAUCAGAGAUACAAGUUCUUCUUCCUGUCUUCCCAGCAGGCACGGAAUGGGAAUUCUCUCAAUCACCAAGGUAAGAAGAAAAAAAAAGAAAAAAAAAAGAACGACCUUCGCAUCAUAAUCGGUGAUGAUCGAGGAGCACUGUGCCCCAAGGCAUAUAUAUAUAUAUAUAUAUGCGGUAGGUACCCGUACCCUCAACGCGCGAUCCUUGCCCAAAUCCCCAUGAGAUUUUUGGUUUUUCGAAUCAACAUGAAGAUGAUGAACGAACUCAACCCCUGCCUCCUCUCCUCUAGUUACUUUACCUACUACCUUAUCUCCCAAGUAACUUCAUCACAUCAAAAAACACAAAAAAAUUACAUUCAAACACUUCAAAAACACAAUCUAAUCAUACAAUUCCAUAAGCAGACACAUCCAUUAAUCCAUUAUUCUCUCAUGUCCAUGCCCGUCUUCAUGCAAACAAAUAAGUAUAUUAAACAAAGCAGUCGCACCUCGAAAAAAGUGACUAAGUCAAGUCGUCAUGAGUUGCGCGUAUCGUAUGUCGUAUGUGAUGUAAAAGGUACCCAAGGACUCACAGCAAGGAAUGCUCAGCGUAAUCGUCAGGGUGGUUGGUGA
Pseudocercospora fijiensis CIRAD86 is the source of this 1005-nucleotide messenger RNA. RefSeq lists its product as uncharacterized. The coding region runs from base 1 to 1005 and encodes 334 amino acids. The transcript is spliced from 10 exons. The record is from RefSeq and is a predicted model, not a curated record. Lineage: Eukaryota; Fungi; Ascomycota; Dothideomycetes; Mycosphaerellales; Mycosphaerellaceae.